Fusarium proliferatum ET1 is the source of this 2256-nucleotide messenger RNA. RefSeq lists its product as uncharacterized. Bases 1 to 2256 code for a protein of 751 amino acids. Gene Ontology annotation, biological process: transmembrane transport. NCBI's taxonomy places the organism in Eukaryota, Fungi, Ascomycota, Sordariomycetes, Hypocreales, Nectriaceae. The transcript has 2 exons. The record is from RefSeq and is a predicted model, not a curated record.
AUGCACUCAUUAUUACCAAUAUCUUUAUUCACUCUUUUCUCUUCCGCGCACGCUUCAUACGUUCAGUUCAAGGACUGCAGUGUCCCAUCCUCAUCAGCAUAUUCAUACGACCCAAACAGUCUCGACGUAUAUCUAGACGAGCACAGCAAUGGAACAACGACGCUCAGUCUUGGAAUAACUGGGAAUUAUCCCACGUUAGCUUCAUGUCACAGAUCAUUACUCGACAACGCCUCUGUCGAAUUGAGCCUGGAGGCGCUGGGCGGGACGACGCGCUACAAUGGCGAGAUUCAGAAUGCGACGUGUCGGACUAGGGAGUUUAAGCAGAUCAACAUGGUUUUCUACAUGCAGUAUCUUGAGGUUCUUUUCAGGAUAAAUGACCCGAAACCGCUGGCGGCGUAUGAGUUUGAGAUUAACAUUGAUGCUCCGGAUCAUUUCUCAGUGGCGUGUCUCAAUGGGUUCCUGACGCCGGAUAUUGGAUACACGGUCCAGGAGAUUUCAUUCUGGAUACCGGCGCUUACGUUUAUCCUAGUCGUUUUGGCAGCUGUGGGGAAAGAAUGGUAUAAUCUAGUGCAUCCAUUACGAGAAGAUGAUGAGUCCGGGCAGGAGAGGAGUAUAAGUCGGUCUCAUCUCACGCGCAUCGCCGAUUGUCUCGCAUAUAUCCAAUUUAUCUUUUUUUCCAGCGCGCUCAGCCUUCGACAGCCUGGAUUUCUGCAACCGGUGGUUAGUUCGACGAGUUGGUCUACGCUCAUGACUCGGCGGGGUAUAGUUUGGAGGCAUUCGCUGUAUUAUGGUAUUCGCGACGGGAUCCAUGAGAUCAACGGCACCUUUGGCGGGACUUCAGGGCUGGAGCACAUGACUCAGGUGAUGGGGGCUCCAGUAACGCAGGAAACUUGGACUAACAUUGCGACGCUGGCGGUUGUCAUUCUCGCGCUGCUGUACGCGGUAAUUCAGGCAGGGCUUCAUUUAAGAUGGACGCGCGAUUGGUUUCAGCAAUCAGGGAGAUGGAUGAUUGACAGGUCUUCGAAACCGCACAAGGCUACGAUCUGGGUCGCUUUACGAGUGUACCUGAGUUAUCUACUUCUCCCGCUCACGGCCUGGACGACAUAUCAACUCGACAGCGUCAGCGCACGUCCCGUUUACUACACCAUCCUCGUCAUCUUGGUAGUUGCUCUGUUGAUCAUUGGGUGCUGGUGGGGAAUGUUGAGGAGUCCUCAAGACAUGGGUUAUUUACUGGUCGACAAUCUUCACAAGCAGACGCCGGAGGAGCCUUCACGAACGCAGGACUAUUACAGCUAUGUCACGUUCAUUCUUCUUUUUGCUCGGGGCGUUAUCAUCGGCGGAUUACAGCGUUUUGGGACUGUGCAAUUAUUUUCGCUCAUGGCCUGUGAAGUCAUCCAGUUGGGCUUUCUCGCUUGGGCCGGCGCGACAUUUGAGUUGCUUUCAAAGCCGGUUUUGAUCGCUGGUGCACGACUCUCAGCGCUUCUUCUCUGUCUCGGAAUGAUCCCUGAUUUGUGGACUCAUAUUGCUGCGAGUGCGCUUGGUUAUGUUUUGCUAGCAUUCCAUGCUCUGUUCUUGGUAGGAAUGUUUCUUGUCCCCUCAGCCUACGAGUCUACCCGUCUCGGCAUUACUUGUUACACCGAAUGGCAGACUCCUCAACAGCCUGCUCGUGGUUCUUCACUCGAGCGACCCCAGGUUUACGGCUUGCGUCAACUCUCAAGACGCCCAACAACAAGAACAGACCUAACAAACCAAAGCAUUAUGGAUCACGACAGAAGCAGCAGUCUAUCAAGCUCAGCAAACUCCUCCUCAGACUCCGCCAACAGAUCUUCCCGCGGUUCAGAACCCGUAUCACCCGAACUUCUCCGGACAUACUUCCGCUCUCCCCGGCCUGAGAGAUCUGUCUCAAGCCUCUCUCAAUUUGACUCACCACGGCCCGAGCGCUGUGCAUCACGGUCUUCACCGCGCCAUCAGCAAUUUCCGUCAUUUGACACCACACGCCCACCGACAGUUUACGAAAACCCUGCCGAGAGGAAUUCCGUUGGGUCGAGUUUGAGUACGGAUAGUGGAGAUAUUGGAGAUCAGCCUUCUGCGUGGUCGGCGAUAUUACCGUCGAAUACGAAUGUCGAUUAUUCGUUCAGGGAAACGGAUUUGUAUUAUGUUAGGCCGAGGGAGGUGACAUUUGGAAACUCUGGUGAGGCUGAUGAUGGCGGGGGACAGGCGUCAGGAUGGGCGGGAAAACUGAGGUUUUGGUCAUGA